Messenger RNA from Melanaphis sacchari, 1727 nucleotides. RefSeq names its product pancreatic lipase-related protein 2-like. Bases 274 to 1269 code for a protein of 331 amino acids. The transcript is spliced from 7 exons. Gene Ontology annotation, biological process: lipid metabolic process. Gene Ontology annotation, molecular function: lipase activity. Lineage: Eukaryota; Metazoa; Arthropoda; Insecta; Hemiptera; Aphididae. The record is from RefSeq and is a predicted model, not a curated record.
ACGAUGUAUAUAGUUGUGCGUAGAACGUUGCCGCGCUUAUAACCGCGUCGUCGCGUGUAAUUAUAACAUUAAUACUAGCUGUUGAGCCCGAUUAGGACAUAUACCAGGUCCAACUUGGUGUAUUUUCUUAAAAGAGUCAUUUUUGUUUUCGAAUAUUUACCACGUGAAAAUUUGUGCGCGAAAAAGCGCAUAAUGUUAUAAUAGCAACACAUUAUUAUAACAUUAUUGGUUCAUCCAGAUAAAUAUUCAUCAAUUUAUCACGCAUUUUUUAAUAUGAUGGUUUUAACAUCGCACACUACGGUCACAACGUUUCUUGUGUGGAUCUUGUGCUUUUCAAGCACGCAGUGUGUCACCAUCAAAAAUCACCAGAAAAUCGGCAAAUGUACUUUUAUUGUCCAUCCCGUAUGUCCCGACCCUUCGAUUAAUCUUUAUUUGUACACCAGAGAGAACCGAAACAAUCCUCAAUUGGUCACGAUUGAAAAUAUUACAGAGUCAUACUACGUGAAGACUCUUGCAAAUAAGUUCAUCUUACACGGAUUUAACAGUAAUAUGAAGCUGGGUGUACUUCAAAACAUCAAAGACGAAUACCUAAUGCACUCAGACAUCAACGUCUGGAUGAUCGAUUACAGUGACGUUUCGGCCGGUCCCAGUGAGUGUUAUUUGGCUGCGGUGUACAACCUGCCAGCUGUGGGAAAGUGCGCUGCCCAGUUCGUUCGUAAAAUCAUUGAACUGUCUGAUGUGGAAAUGCCCGAAGACGUGAUGCACGUGAUUGGAUUCAGUCUAGGGGGCCAGUUGGCCAAUCAACUGGCCAUAAACCUGAAGCCCAUCAAGUUACCAAGGAUCACGGGACUAGAUCCGGCUCUGCCUUUGUUCUACAGCACGCACCUUAAUAGUAAACUGAAUCGAAACGACGCCGAAUUCGUUGACGUGAUACAUACGAACGCGUUAAUUCAGGGUCAGCUGGCGCCAUGCGGUGACGUAGACUUCUAUGUCAACGGUGGAUUAGCGCAACCUGGCUGCCACAACAUUUCAAACCCGAUCAAUUGUGAUCAUCACAUGGCUCCAACUUAUUUUGCCGAGAGCAUCAGAUCGGUGUCAGGAUUUUGGUCAUGGCCGUGUCCGAGUGUGUUCGAUUACUUUUCUGGCAAAUGUCCCCGUCAAGGUGACCACAAGCUGAUGGGAGAGUGUGUGGACCACAGUGCCAGAGGUCAAUAUGUAUUGCACACGAACAGUGAACCGCCAUAUGCUCAAGGUGACUGGACACGGUGAACGUCAGAAACUUCGGAGAAAAACUAUGUCCUGCUGCCCCACCAUCACUGUUAUUAUAAUAUUCAAAUAAACCUAGCAACUCACACGCCACUGAAACACGAAAAUAGUUAUUAUACCAUUGCGUUUUUGUUGAAUAUUUUAUCAACUAUUGUUUUAUUUUUUAUUUAAAUGUUUAGUCCAAGUCCAAAACGAAUACAAUGCGAUAUAAUAUAAUGCAGUUUUGUUUCGUUUCUCUGUUAUAAAACAUGACAUUAAUAUGGUACUAUAUAGUGUACUAAUGAUUGAUAAUUAAUAGAAUUUAGGAAAUUUCAAUGAUAAAAAUGCGUAUCGUUAUAAACAAUAACAAUUUUUGUAAGUUUAAAACAAGGUUCUUCAUAAGUUAAAUCUACAUUUAAAAAUGUCGACUAUAUUAUGUAAGGUAGAUUUUUUUUUUAAACGUAUGUAAUUCAUAAUUUGAC